Cucumis sativus (cucumber) is the source of this 2056-nucleotide messenger RNA. RefSeq names its product CMP-sialic acid transporter 2. Gene Ontology annotation, cellular component: Golgi membrane. Gene Ontology annotation, molecular function: pyrimidine nucleotide-sugar transmembrane transporter activity. Gene Ontology annotation, biological process: pyrimidine nucleotide-sugar transmembrane transport. The record is from RefSeq and is a predicted model, not a curated record. Bases 368 to 1576 code for a protein of 402 amino acids. The transcript is spliced from 17 exons. NCBI's taxonomy places the organism in Eukaryota, Viridiplantae, Streptophyta, Magnoliopsida, Cucurbitales, Cucurbitaceae.
UUAAAAGAAAGGAAGAAAAAGUAGAGAGAGAAAGAGAGCAUUAUUCUUUAACAAUAAACGUUUCGCGCGAUCUCUUUUUCUCCCAGUAAUUUCUUUUUUUUUUUUUGCAUAUUCCUCAAUCCUCCCAUCUCUUAGCAAUUCAAAUUUCAUAAAAGUUUUUUUUCUUAGGUGUUGGAUCUGCCCAAACAGUUUUGUUUGCCCUCGCUGGAAUUAUCGUCGAGCUAAUUUCUUCCUUCAAUGCUCGCCUUCCGAGGCCUCUAGAUCAGGGACAUUGAUUAGGUCUCUUGGAUUUCAUUUCGUUACGCAGCAUUGGCAGCUCUUUUCUGAUAUAGUCAGUCUGAGCAAGCUAUAGUUUUGCGGUAGGCUGAUGAAGAACGGAAUGAUAGAAUGCAGCGUUUGUCACUCCAAGUUGGUUUCCCCUACCACAAAAGGUAUAUCGAGGGCAUAUGAUCGACAUAAGAUCAGAGUAUCAUCUAAGCAACGAGCCCUAAACACCCUCUUGGUUGUUGGUGAUUGUAUCUUGGUUGGUUUGCAGCCUAUUUUGGUUUAUAUGUCCAAGGUGGAUGGGAAAUUCAUGUUCAGUCCAAUUAGUGUUAACUUUUUGACCGAGAUUGCGAAGGUUAUCUUUGCUAUUGUUAUGCUGAUACUCCAGGCUAGACAUCAGAAAGUUGGGGAAAAACCUCUUCUCUCAAUAUCAACAUUUAUGCAGGCAGCACGUAACAAUGUGCUUCUUGCUGUGCCAGCAUUUCUCUAUGCAAUCAAUAAUUACCUAAAGUUUACCAUGCAGCUAUAUUUCAACCCUGCAACUGUGAAGAUGCUUAGCAAUUUAAAGGUUUUGGUGAUUGCUGUCUUGCUAAAGGUGAUUAUGAGACGUCGAUUUUCCAUUAUUCAGUGGGAAGCACUUGCGCUGUUGCUUAUUGGAAUAAGCGUAAAUCAGUUGCGGUCACUACCUGAAGGUGCCCCUAAUUUGGGUCUCACAGUUACCAUGGGCGCAUAUGUCUACACUCUGAUUUUUGUAACUGUUCCAUCUCUAGCUUCCGUUUAUAACGAAUAUGCUUUGAAGAGCCAGUAUGAUACUAGCAUCUAUCUCCAGAACCUGUUUUUAUAUGGAUAUGGUGCGAUAUUCAACUUCAUGGGAAUCUUGGGAACGGUUAUUAUGAAAGGUCCUAGCAGUUUUGAUAUACUCCAAGGUCAUUCAAAAGCCACAAUGCUGCUAAUAGCUAAUAAUGCAGCCCAAGGAAUUCUAUCCUCUUUCUUCUUUAAAUAUGCAGAUACAAUUCUGAAGAAGUACUCCUCAACCGUUGCUACUAUCUUUACAGGCAUAGCGUCUGCGGCAUUGUUUGGUCAUACUUUGACUAUGAACUUUGUCUUGGGAAUAUCUAUAGUGUUCAUCUCUAUGCACCAGUUCUUCUCACCCCUCUCAAAAGUCAAAGACGAGCAGAAUGGGAUGACAGAAAUGGUGGAUGUAGAUAACCAGCGGUCCAAGGGAUCCUUCAUAAAUAUAGCAGCAGGAGCAAAUGAUGAGGCUAGUCAUCUUGUUGGUUCUGAUGAGAGAAAGCCACUUCUUCCAACCUAAAUGUUUUCCUGGACAUGGAUUUUGUAGGAAGUUUUGGCUGGAUCAUUGGACCGUGGAAAGGCGGGCGAUGGGUCUCAACCUUUUCGAAUAAAAUUCUUUUGAUGAGGUCCUACAAGGUUUGAAAAAUAGAGCAUUCCUCAUUCCUCAGGUUGGUUUGGAUAUGAAAUUUUUGUUGCUACAGAUUAGAAUAGAUAAUAACACAUGGGUAUCGUCAUAUACCAAGGUCUAUACAGCCCUACCUUCAUUUCAAGUUGUGGUUUUAGUAAAAUGUAUUAUUAUUCUUUACCCCAGAUUGAUUAUAACUAAUAAUUUUUGUCUAUUUCCUUCCAAUAUUUCAAAUUUUUAUGUAUCCUUCCCCCCACACUGAAAAUGUAGUCCUACAAUUCAGAUCUUAUGGUAAAAAGUAAACUCACUUUUUAUCAUACAUAUAAUGGAAAUGUUAUAUAGAGGAUAUAUAGUUUCUUUGCUUGAAAGUUGCAA